AAUAUUUACGUACGAUUGCGCUUACUUUUUAUAUUGAUUCGUACAGUUUCACGUUCAAUAGAAACGCUUGGGGCCUGUAGGCUUAGCACGCAUGAGAUAUACCAAAUUGUAUUAGUUAGACAGGGACGGGUAGCCUAUCCCUUGCGUGUGAGACCGUUUUUGUGUUGCAGUAACCUGGUAUCCUGCGCGGCGGUGACCACCGGCGGCGCGCACUUCGUGGAGCUGGGCGUGCGCGGGGGCGGCGGGGGCGGCGGGGCCGGCGCGGGCGAGGCGCUGCGCCGGCCGCGCGUGCAGUGCGACGGCGCCGCGCUGGCCGCGUGGCUGGCGCGCCACGCCGCCUACGCGCGCCGCCUGCACACCGAGGCCAAGCACACGCUGCCGCCCGACCUGCCCGACUAAUCUACGAGAACGACAGUUAAACGACAUUCUAUUUUUUUAUCUAAUAUUAUCUCUGCGUGAUCGAAAAACGACUGACUCUAUAAUUAUCGUACUACUGUAAACUGAAGAAGGUACCGACAUUGCUACACUAAUGAUUAUAUUAUUCCUUUAUCAUUAAUAAGGGGCUUACAAUAAUACGUUAUUAAUGGGUUAAUUAUCUAAAAUACUUAAGGCCACAUACGCACUUGCUGUUGCGACCGCCUUCUGCAUGUCUACAUGGCUUGAAAAAUGUAUAUUAACUUAAUAAAUGGAUUCAUUCAUCAAGUGGAUAUGUAAUUUUGCGACUCGGCGGCGUUAGCGACCUGGCGCGCCCUGCACGCCGGUCGCAGAGACCGAACACACGCUGCCGCGUGACCGACCAUAAAUAAAUAAAUAUCACGACACACAAAUAUAUGACACCGUACGGCACAUGCACCUUUCAUUUGACCUAAUCAAAACUUGACAAAUAUGACUAAUUAAUAAUCAUACCCCGAGGUUUUCGAUGCGGGAAUGUUUUACACUAGCCAAAAAACAGGUUAAAACUAUAAAAUCCAAUACUAUUUUAAUAUUUCUAAGC
Molecule: messenger RNA, 994 nt
Organism: Cydia pomonella (codling moth)
Lineage: Eukaryota; Metazoa; Arthropoda; Insecta; Lepidoptera; Tortricidae
Exons: 1
Source: RefSeq, a predicted model, not a curated record